Molecule: messenger RNA, 327 nt
Organism: Bactrocera oleae (olive fruit fly)
Lineage: Eukaryota; Metazoa; Arthropoda; Insecta; Diptera; Tephritidae
Source: RefSeq, a predicted model, not a curated record
AUGUUCAAAUACAUCACAUUCGCCGCCCUUUUCGUGAUUGCCACUGCUGCUCCAGGACUCAUCUCUCAACCCAUUGUGGCUAAAGUAGGAGCCGUUGUGCACACCGUUCCCUCGGCCACAUCCCACCAGUGCAUCACCCAAAUGCACAAUAUUGCCCAUAUUGUUACGACCGUAGCGAAAGCUGUGGCUCCAAUGGUUCAUGUUGUCCCAGUUGUAAAUACCUACUCUGCACCUGUAGUAUCCGUAGUCAAAACUGUUGCUCCAGUCGUCCCUGUGGUUCAUGCUGCUCCAUUUGCCCACUUUGUCAUUCGAAUUAAAAAGUCUUGA